Podarcis lilfordi (Lilford's wall lizard) is the source of this 17123-nucleotide messenger RNA. The record is from the annotation of a GenBank genome assembly. NCBI's taxonomy places the organism in Eukaryota, Metazoa, Chordata, Lepidosauria, Squamata, Lacertidae.
GGCCUUCUUUGGCAACCUCGGAGCAGUAAACAACGUAAUAACAAAAAGUAAAAGUAAAAGACAGCCAUCCCCAUCAAACACUGCCUGCCAUCGCGGGGGCGGGGGCCCUCACAAAUUUAUUCAGUUUCUCCCCUCCCCGUUUAUUAUGCUCGGGUUGUUUUCCAGACUUGCUGCGCCACGCACCGCGCGAGUUUUUAACAGGAGAGAGGGAGCCUCGUUUCUUCUAUUCUUGUUAAAAAGGAGUACCGGUACUUUGCCCUUCCAACCAAAGCGGCCAGGGUUUUACGGCCUCCUCUUCCUUCUUUCUCAAGAGAUAAAGCACAAAAGCACAGCAGGAGUCGGAGCGCGCAAACAAAAGGGACUUUUCCAAGCUGGAAGGAACAUUGCCCGGGUCCUCUUGCAGCUCCUUCCUCGACCGCGAAACGUCAACCUGGUUUCUUUUUCUCCUAAAUAGGACGCGGAGGGUUGAGAAAACUACAUGUCCCAGCAUCCCUCGGGUGGGGGGAACCUAGUGCCAUUUGGGAUGAAUGGUGUUGACGUUGGUAGCAAUGGAAAGUCCUGGGCGUGUGAGUGCGCUGCGCUGCGGGGCUUCCAGUAGGAAUUGCUAGGAAGGUUGGGGAGGCUUUGGGGGUCGUAAUCUCUCUGCGCAAAAAAACCAAAACCCCUUCUUGCAAGCAACGCGCACACACACACACACACAAAAAGGGAAGGCCUGCCUGAAGUCACUUUCUACAGGGUAAGAGUCUGUUUUCAUCUUUACUUCCUGGUCAGAGAGUGGAGGAGGAGGAGGAGGAGGAGGAGCGCAAAAGAGAAGAAAUAGCCAACGCUUGGAAAGCGCGUGAAAGGUGGGUUUUGGUCGCGCCAUUCGCGGGGUUCAGGGAGAUAGGGGCGCGCAAGGCGAGCGCCCCGUUUUUCUUCCCCACCCCCUGGCUCUUGCAGUUGCGGCUCUUGGAGUUUCCCUGCAGUUCUUGGUUAGCCGAGCAAGUCUGUCGCGCUGAAAAAUAACAAAACGCGAAGCAGGCAAGGAACGGGUGGGGACCCUCUCCACGGACUGGCAGAGCGAGCAGAAAGGCCUGCCAACGUUGGCUCUCAGCGUGAGCACCCAGGUCUGGGUAUUAUGUGAGUGCCCUGAACGGGUGAGCAACUUGUGACACCCCCCCCCAAGUAAUCGGACUACAGUUUCCAUCAUGUCUGACCAAGCUGGUAGGAUAGGAGCUGAUGGGAGCUGGAGUCCAGCAUUUGGGCGGCUCCCGUUCCUCCACCCCUGGCCUUGGCUAGAAAUGUGUUCGGAUGGACUGGAGAGUAAUCAAUAUUUUCAAAACCACCGUAAGAUAUAGGAAAUAGUCGUGGGUUGAAACUAGGAAAGCUGGUUUCCCCGCUUUAAGGAAAAUUAAUGUUCCUUUGCCUUAUAUAACAAUAUUUCUCUUUUUCUGGGAGGUUACGCUCAGAUGUUGUUGUUGUUUAGUCGUUUAGUCGUGUCCGACUCUUCAUGACCCCAUGGACCAGAGCACACCAGGCACUCCUGUCUUCCACUGCCUACGCUCAGAUACAUUCCUCAUUAGGAGAGACAACCUCUUAAACUCCUCGUGCCCUGAAACUAGAAUAAACUUGUUCCAGGAUUUGAUUUCACUUCUUCAACCCUGUUUGACCCCAAAAAAGGCAAUGCGACAACCAUUAAAGGUAAAGGGACCCCUGACCAUUAGGUCCAGUCGCAGACAACUCUGGGGUUGCGGCGCUCAUCUCGCUUUACUGGCCGAGGGAGCCGGCGUACAGCUUCUGGGUCAUGUGGCCAGCAUGACUAAGCCACUUCUGGUGAACCAGAGCAGCGCAACGAAACGCCGUUUACCUUCCUGCCAGAGCAGUACCUAUUUAUCUACUUGCACUUUGAUGUGCUUUCGAACUGCUAGGUGGGCAGGAGCUGGGACCGAGCAAUGGGAGCUCACCCCAUCACGGGGAUUCAAACCGCCGAGCUUCUGAUCGGCAAGCCCUAGGCUCUGUGGUUUAACCCACAGCGCCACCCAUGUCUCGUGACAACCAUUAUACUCCAACAAAUCUAAACCCUGGUUCGAUCAGGAAUGCCUCGCUACGAAGCGCACUUUGUUGGGAAAAUACAGGAACUCUUUAUCAAGGGAAACUUCCUUCCAUCUACAUACACUGUAGACAGGGCUGGCCCAUUCAUAAAGUCAGAUGAGGCGAUCACCUCAGGCAACAGGGUAGGGGCAAAACUAAGCUUUACUUCACCCUGGUCAAAGACCCAGUUUGGCACCCGCCUCACGUGCAUUUGUGUACACACAUGCACAGUCUGGAAGCCUCAAUGGCACUUUUCUGGAGGUGUCACCCGGGGCAAAAAACCUGGCUGGCCCCCCACCCCCAUAGCUACAGCUCUAUCCGAUGCAUGAGUUCCUGCUGCCAAUCUGUCUUCCACCCCCCACCCCCCGUUCCUGAUGUCAAUCUUCACUCACCUGUUUUUUCCUGGCAGGGAGGGGGUCACUCCAUUUUGGGGUUUGUUUCAGGUGCCAAAAUGUAUUGGGCCGGUAUUGAUUGCAGAAUAUAAUAUGCCAUUGAGACAGGGCUGGGGUUCUGCGAGAGUGUUAUUCAUCAAAUGGUGCAUUCUGAAAUUUAAGCUUCUCGGUAGUGGCGCCCUCCCUGUGGAACGCCCUCCCACCAGAUGUCAAAGAGAACAACAACUACCAGACUUUUAGAAGACACCUGAAGGCAGCCCUGCUUAGGGAAGUUUUUAAUGUUUGAUGUAUUACAGUUUUUAAAUAUUUUUUUUUGGAAGCCGCCCAGAGUGGCUGGGGAGGCCCAGCCAGAUGGGCGGGGUAUAAAUUAAUAAUAAUAAUAAUAAUAAUUAUUAUUAUUAUUAACAUUAUGCCUUCAGAUUGUUCUGGUUCGAGAAUUAUCUUGGUUUUUUCGAAAUCCAGUAAGUUAGUUAUAGGAUAAACAUUAUGAUACAUACAGAGACAUACACAUGAAUGAAUGAAUUUAUUAAUACGGUCACAGACCAGCGCCAACACACACAACAUCACAGAUCAUACAAAAAAAAUAUAUCAAAAAUACAGAGGACAAUAUGAGUAUUUAAAUAUAAAAAUAUAAAUUUAAAUAUAAAAAAUUAAAAUUACCUUGGUUUUUUCGAAAUCCAGUAAGUUAGUUAUAGGAUAAACAUUAUGAUACAUACAGAGACAUACACAUGCUUCCUCUGGUGACUGACCUACUCAGCUCCAGUAUUUCAUGGUACAAGUGUCAUCUGCAAGAAAAAAUUAGGAAGAGGAAUAACAGGUGGACACAUACACAUGUAUGGCUUUCCGUGUUGUUCUAAACAGUGUUAGAAGCUGUGAGCCCCAAAUCUGAGCAUUUUACUGUGAUGCAGAAAAGAAGGGGUAGCAAUUCUGGAGAGUAGGGAUGAGAAGAAGGUGUUCUUUCCCCUUUCCUUCUCCCUGAAAUAUAGUGUUUAGUGUAUCCAGGGUGUACGUCUCCUGGAUACAACCCUACACCCUACCCCAAGGAUGCCUACUGUAAACUGGCAGAACUUGGCAGAGGCCAAUUUGCUCUCUCCCCUUCCUUCCCUUUUUUCCCCUCCCCACAACUAACAUCUAAUAUCCCAUAUCUCAUGUGUUGUCAGCCAUUAACUGGGUAACUCACUGUGGUUGCUUCCACACUAGGAGUUCCAAUGGAAUUCCAGCGCCUUGUUCCCUCACUUUUUACAUACCAUCCACAUAAAGCUGUCAUUCAAUCAAGGGCAUCCUGUAUUUGCUUUGCGGUUCUUCCUUCUCUUCUCAGAUCUCCAACUUCUCCCUCCCUCCACGCCCUGAAGAAUUGAAUAGUAGGGUUUUAUUUUGACAGGGACAAUGUAUUCUCAGGCAGGUGAGUCCACUGCAGCUCAACCCAAAUUCCCUACAACUUUUGCAGUGGGUGCCACUUUAUGGUUUAAAAUAUAUAUUAAAACAUUAGCUACAUACCACCUAAAAUGCAGGAAUGUUAUAGUUUAAUAAUAUUAUAAUUCUAAUUGUAAAAAAUAUAUUUAAAAAAACCUCUUUGGUCACAGACAAAUUUGUAUGCUGUUUUUAUUGUUUUAUUAUAUUUUAAUGUUCUUUUGCAGGGUUUCCCAAACUUGGGUCUCCAGCUGUUUUUGGACUACAAUUCCCAUCAUCCCUAGCUACCAGGACCAGUGGUCAGGGAUGAUGUGAGUUGUAGUCCAAAAAGAGUGGGAGACCCAAGUUUGGCAAACCCUGUUCUGUCGCUAGUAAGUUGCCCAGAGAGCAUUGCUAUUGGGUGGCCUAUACAAAUAAAUAAAUAUACAGGAAAAGUGAUUUGAACUCAGUUUAUUUAUUUAUUUUGUAAUUAAUAAGAGUUGGACAAUGGCUACUUAACAGGCUGAGGAAAGGAAAAUGGCCUACCUUGGUUGGUCUUCCAUAUGGCGAUGCCCUAAAAGACACAGGGGCUUUUCCUAGUUUGGGAAAUAGCAAGCGCCCAAGUAGGAACCUAGGCUUCAGGCAAAUUCAUGGUACUCUCCGCAGUGCCCUGUAACUCAGUUGUGGGUGUGGACAGUCACUAAAUGUGGGGUGGGUACAUCAGCAACUCCUCAUAACCUGGGUCUUUGCCACCCCAAGCUAGUCUUCCCCCUCAACCUGAAGGAUCAUAGAAUCAUAGAAUCAUAGAGUUGGAAGGGACCACAAGGGCCAUCAAGUCCAACCCCCUGCCAAGCAGGAAACACCAUCAGAGCACUCCUGACAUAUGGUUGUCAAGCCUCUGCUUAAAGACCUCCAAAGAAGGAGACUCCACCACACUCCUUGGCAGCAAAUUCCACUGUCGAACAGCUCUUACUGUCAGGAAGUUCUUCCUAAUGUUUAGGUGGAAUCUUCUUUCUUGUAGUUUGGAUCCAUUGCUCCGUGUCCGCUUCUCUGGAGCUGCAGAAAACAACCUUUCUCCCUCCUCUAGGUGACAUCCUUUUAUAUAUUUGAACAUGGCUAUCAUAUCACCCCUUAACCUCCUCUUCUCCAGGCUAAACAUGCCCAGCUCCCUUAGCCGUUCCUCAUAAGGCAUCGUUUCCAGGCCUUUGACCAUUUUGGUUGCCCUCCUCUGGACACGUUCCAGUUUGUCAGUGUCCUUCUUGAACUGAAGGACCAAGCUGGCAGUGUGGGCCCUGGAAGACCAUGCCCUCAGAGCCAAUGUGCUGCAGUGAGUAGAAUAUUCCACCUGGAGUAAACCAUGAAACGUAACAGGGUAAUCAUAAUACAGUGGUACCUUGGGUUAAGAGCUUAAUUCAUUCCAGAGGUCCAUUCUUAACCUGAAACUGUUCUUAACCUGAAGCACCACUUUAGCUAAUGGGGCCUCCUGCUGCCGCCACGCCGCCGGAGCACGAUUUCUGUUCUCAUCCUGAAGCAAAGUUCUUAACCCGAGGUACUAUUUCUGGGUUAGCGGAGCCUGUAACCUGAAGCGUAUGUAACCUGAAGCGUAUGUAACCCGAGGUACCACUGUAAUAAUUUUAUUAUUUAUACCCUGCCCAUCUGGCUGGUUUUCCCCAGCCACUCUGGGUGGCUUACAGCUCAUAAAAAAUGGUAAAACAAACAAACAAAAAAAUCUUGAUACAGGGUUGGCUUCAGGUGUCUUCUAAAAGUCAGAUAGUUGCUUAUUUCCUUGACAUCUGAUGGAAGGGCAUUCCGCAGGGCGGGUGCCACUACCGAAACGUCCUCUGCCUGGUUCCCUGUAACCUCAUUUCUGGGAAAUGAGUAAUCCUGGGAAGUCAGAAAGUGAAACGGAAUAAAGCUCCUUGAGGAAAUGACAGGAUAAAAUUGUGAACAAUAGGGCUGGCUUUGCCACUGGCUACUAUUUUGUUUUUGUUUUGUUUUUUAUAUGAUAUUUAUUAACGUUUCAAAAAGAGGUUACAUAGUUUAAAAAAAAGAAAAAUAGAGAAAAGAAAAAUACAAAAUACAAAAAAAAAAUUAAAAACAAUUCCAUCUUUUCAUCACUUAUCUUUCAUUUACUUAUUUCCCGGACCUCCUCAUGCCUCCCUUUUUUGUAUUCCAGUUCAAUUUAUUAGUUCCGCAAUUCCUUUCCCUCCUUUAUCCUGAUCUUUAAUCUUAAUAUAUUAUAGCAUUAAGUUUUUACGUAUUGAAAAUCCAAUUUUUCCAUAUUCUUUUAUACCAUUACGGCUAGAAACCACUUAACUUCAAUCCAACAUCAUUCUAACAUUCAUUAAUUUUGCAAUAUUUCUGUAAAUAAACUUUAAAUUUCUUCCAAUCUUCUUCCACCGACUCUUCUCCCUGGUCUCGGAUUCUGCCAGUCAUUUCCGCCAAUUCCAUGUAGUCCAUCAUUUUCAUCUGCCAUUCUUCCAGUGUGGGUAGGUCUUGUGUCUUCCAAUGCUUUGCAAUAAGUAUUCUUGCUGCUGUUGUAGCAUACAUAAAGUUCUGUCCUUCUUUAACACCGAUUGGCCGACUAUGCCCAGGAGAAAGGCCUCUGGUUUCUUCAAGAAGGUAUAUUUAAAUACCUUUUUAAUUCAUUAUAAAUCAUCUCCCAGAAAACCUUAAUCCUUGGGCACGCCCACCAAAGGUGAAAGAAUGUACCUUCAGUUUCUUUACAUUUCCAACAUUUGUUAUUGGGCAAAUGGUAGAUUUUUGCAAGCUUGACUGGGGUUAUGUACCACCUGUAUAUCAUUUUCAUAAUAUUCUCUCUUAAGGCAUUGCAUGCCGUAAACUUCAUACCUGUGGUCCACAACUGUUCCCAGUCAGCCAUCAUUAUGUUAUGUCCAACGUCUUGUGCCCAUUUAAUCAUAGCAGAUUUCACCGUUUCAUCCUGAGUAUUCCAUUUCAACAGCAAGUUAUACAUCUUUGACAAAAUCUUAGUUUUGGGUUCUAACAAUUCUGUUUCUAAUUUUGAUUUUUCCACCUGGAAGCCGAUUUUCUUGUCCAAAUUGUAUGCCUCCAUUAUCUGAUAAUAAUGAAGCCAGUCUCGCACUUUGUAUUUAGUUUUUCAAAACUCUGCAGUUUCAAUCUAUCUCCAUCUUGUUCCAAAAUUUCCCAAUAUUUCGGCCAUUUGACCUCCAUAUUGAGCUUUUUCAGAGCUUUCGCUUCCAUUGGUGACAGCCACCUUGGGGUUUUAUUUUCCAAUAAGUCCUUAUAUCUUAUCCAAACAUUAAACAAUGCUUUCCUGACAAUAUGGUUUUUAAAUGCUUUAUGUGCUUUGACCUUAUCAUACCACAGAUAAGCAUGCCAUCCAAAUACGUUGUUGAAACCUUCUAGAUCCAAAACUCAGUGUUUUCAAGGAGCAGCCAUUCUUUCAACCAGCAAAAAGCUGCUGAUUCAUAAUAAAGUUUAAAGUCUGGCAGGGCAAAUCCACCUCUUUCCUUUGCAUCAGUUAAUAUCUUAAAUUUUAUUCUGGGCUUCUUGCCCUGCCAGACAAAUCUAGAAAUAUCUCUCUGCCACUUCUUGAAACAGUCCAUCUUGUCCACAAUUUGCAGUGUCUGAAACAAAAACAACAUUCUAGGCAAUACAUUCAUUUUUAUCGCAGCAAUAUGGCCCAGCAGUGAAAGCUUCAAAUUUGACCAGAUUUCUAAAUCUUUUUUCACUUCCAUCCAACAUUUUUCAUAAUUAUCUUUAAAUAAGUUCCCAUUUUUGGCUGUCAUAUUAAUCCCCAGGUAUUUCACUUUCUUAACCACAGUCAGACCUGUCUCAUUCUGAAACCUCUCUCUUUCAAUCGGUGUUAAAUUUUUCUCUAAAACCUUAGUUUUUAGCUUGUUCAGUUUAAAGCCUGCCACUUGACCAAAUUCUUGAAUUAAUUCUAAGACCCUUUUAGUACUAGAUUCUGGCUCCUGUAACGUCAAUACUAAGUCAUCUGCAAAUGCUCUCAGUUUGUACUGUUUGGCUCCGACCUGUAUACCUUUAACCAACCGGUCCCUUCUAAUCAUAUUCAGCAAAACCUCCAGGACCGAUAUAAAAAGCAAUGGGGAGAUUGGGCACCCCUGUCGUGUCCCUUUUUCUAUCUUAAAUUCUUCCGUCACCACGUUAUUUACAAUUAAUUUAGCCUUUUGUUCAGAGUAUAUUGCACCUAUACCAUUUUCAAAACCUUGGCCUACCCCCAUCCCCUGUAGGUUCUUCUUCAUGAAGCUCCAAGAGAUAUUGUCAAAAGCUUUCUCCGCAUCCACAAAUAUCAGAACUGCUUUAGUGUUAAUAUUCACUUCUAGUUUUUCCAAAAUGUCAAUUAUAUUCCUCAAAUUGUCAGACAAGUGUCUUCCCGGGAGAAAGCCCGCUUGGUCUUUAUGAAGCUCUUCCAUCAAUACUUUUUUCAAUCUCUUGGCCAAAAUGUCUGCAAAAAUUUUGUAAUCCACAUUAAGUAACGAUAUAGGGCGGUAGUUCUUUAGCUGAGUCUUUUCAGUCUCUGUUUUAGGUAUAAGUGUAAUGUACGCCUCUUUCCACGACUCUGGUGCCCUUUUCCCCUCCAUUAUUUCAUUACAGACCUCUUUCAAAGUUUGUACUAGCCAUUCUUUUAAGGAUCUGUAGUAUCUAGAAGUCAGUCCAUCCGGUCCUGGAGAUUUGCCCAAUUGCAUAUUCUGAAUGGCACCUUCUAUCUCCUGUUCAGUUAUUUUGUAAUUCAGCAUUAAUUUAUUUUCUUGAGAGAUUUUUUGUAGUCCAUUUGUUUUCAAAAAUCGAUCUACAUCAGUUUCUUUCUGUGGCCCUUGUGUAUAUAGUUGUUUAAAGUACCUCUGGAAACAAUUUCUAAUCUCAGCUGGGUUCUGUAUAUUCCUUCCUUCCACUUCUAAAUUUGUAACUGUAUUUAAUUUUUGUCUUUUUUUCAUUUGCCAAGCCAACAAUUUCCCACAUUUAUUAGCCGACUCAAAUGUCUUUUGUCUCAUUUGUUUAAUUUUCCAUUCUAUCUCCUGAUUCAUCAUCUUCAUAUAUUGCACUUGAUAUAACUUUAUUUCUCUCAAAAUCUCUUGAGACUUUGGUUUUGCUCUCAAUCUUUUUCCACUUUCCUUUAUUUUCUCCAAAAUUUUAUCCUUCUUCUCAUUUUGGAUUCUCUUCUUUAUUGCAUUCUGUUGUAUCAGGAACCCUCUCAUAACCGCUUUACUUGCGUCCCAGAUUACUCUUUUUUCCACAUUGGUGCUCAUAUUUAUCUCAAAAUAGUCUCUCAAGGUUUUUUGGGCCUUCUUAAGCACUUCUUCAUCUCUAAAUAAGGUGUCAUUCAUCCUCCAUCUAAAGGAGCCAGUUGGUGUUAGUUUCAUUUCCAUCUUAACAGCAUUAUGGUCGGAGCAGGUUUUUGGGCAGAUUUCCACUUUUCUUGUCUUUGGUGCCAUUCCUCUAGUUACCCAUAUUUGGUCAAUUCUUGUCCAUGUCAUGUAAUAAUUUUAUUAUUUCUACCCUGCCCAUCUGGCUGGUUUUCCCCAGCCACUCUGGGUGGCUUACAGCUCAUAAAAAAUGGUAAAACAAACAAACAAAAAAUCCUUGAUACAGGGUUGGCUUCAGGUGUCUUCUAAAAGUCAGAUAGUUGCUUAUUUCCUUGACAUCUGAUGGAAGGGCGUUCCGCAGGGCGGGUGCCACUACCGAAACGUCCUCUUCCUGGUUCCCUGUAACCUCAUUUCUGGGAAAUGAGUAAUCCUGGGAAGUCAGAAAGUGAAACGGAAUAAAGCUCCUUGAGGAAAUGACAGGAUAAAAUUGUGAACAAUAGGGCUGGCUUUGUUGGGUUUAUUUAAGAUAUUUUCAGCCCACCUUUCAGCCAUAGGCUGCCCAACAUACCAUAAAAAGAAUAACAAAACAAUAGAAAUAAAACAACAAUAAAUAUUAAUCUGUUUGAAGCUGUGGUUUGUAGCAAUCUACUGGAUGUGCAGUGUGAUACCUCCCCUGCAUGGAACUGUAAAAGCUUCUUGAAUACAUAGGGACUCUGAUUUUAUUUUAUUUUUUUAUUAUCUAUCAGAUUUAUGUCCCACCUUUCCUUUAGGGAGCUCAAGGUGGUGUAUAUGGUUCUCUUCUGCCCUGUUUUGUCCUCACAACAACACUGUGAGGUUUUAAGUAAGUUGUAACUCAAAAUCACCUGAUAAUUGCACAACAGCCAGUUAUUUUUCUCUGUGGCCCAUACAGGCUUCCCUGAAAAAGAGAAGCUGAUAACGCACUGGAAGAUGACUCUUCAGCCCCCAAAUACGGACGAUAUCUCACCCAAUACUCUACAAAAUGAAACGGAAGAAACCAUAGAGGAUUCCUUGUUGGAAAAGCCCUUGGAGUCUGACAGAGUUCUGCUGAAAAUGGAGCCCAGUGGCCCUUUGGGAUGCGACACAAGGCUUUCCCCAGGUUCAUUUAGCAUAUCUGGCAGUUCUGAAGAUAAAGAUGUGGUAAACCCAUUAGGUGAAAGGACUGGGUGUGUAGCCCAAGUUACCCGGCAAUAUUCUCUCACAGAAGAGGAAAACAAUUUGCUCAACACUACUCCAGAACAAAAAAUGAGCUCAGAGGACCAGCAGAGCCUGCACUCCUUGGAACAACUUGAGGGAAGAACAGAGGACUUAGAUUCUGACGGAAAUCUCCUGAAAAUAGAGACAGUUGGUCCUCUAGGAUGUGAUAUAUUGCCUUCCUCAGGCACAGAUAGUUUAUCAGACAGUUUUGCACCCGAAGAUGCGGUAGGUUCCUCAGAUGAAAGGGCUGAAUGUUCAGCCCAAGUUGGCCUACAAGAUUCUCCAAUGGAAGACAAGAACAGUUCGCCCGAAACCAUCCUUCAGGAAAAAGUGAGUUCACAGUGCCAGCAAAGAGAGAACUCCUUGGAGGACCCUUGUGAUACAAAAGAGAAGCUGUUGGACCAGGAAAGUGAAACCUUUGUUCAAAAGCCUGAAGGCCCUGGAUUGGAGAGAUCUUUGACUGAAGGUAAGACUGUAGUAACUAUUCCAUGGUAACUAACCUUGACUGCAUACACACAUGAAAGAGACCAGUCUAAAAUUCUUCACUAAAGAAACAGAUCAGGACCAGCGGGUUUAAAUUAAGCACCUGGAAUAAAGGACAUAAAAGUAUAAAACUGAUUCUUGUUGCAUGAUUAAUUUUUUAAAAGUUGCUCCAGCAUGGAAUGUGUGAUGAUUGGUGUGGUGUUGUUGUUUGUUUGUUUGUUUGUUUGUUUGUUUGUUAUUAAAGUGGAAGAGGAUAAAGCUCAUAUAUUUUAAACAGGCAGUUAGCUGUUAGAAUUAGAAGUCAGAAGAAUAGACUAGAAGGAAAUACAUACCACUCCUGACCUGACUUUUGGUAAUCUUGUUCUGUGGAUUUGAUUUAAAUCAAAUCAAAUCGAUUUAAAUCAUGAUUUAAAUCAUUAGUCAGUAAGACUUGAUUUAAAUCAUUAUUUAUUUUUUACAGAAAGACUCAUUCUUGCUGGUAUAAUCUUAAUAUUUACAACCAGAUGAAGGUUUCAUUUUUGGAAUAAUAAAUUUUCAGAGUAGUUUUUACAGUUAUAUCAAAAAUUACUGAUUUUGGUUAUACUAUUAGAAAUACAUUGACAGAUAAUUAUGAAAUUAUUGUGAGGUUUAAUAAGUUAACUUUAUAUUUGGACAACUUUUCUGCUGUAAUUUAUUGUAAGGAGAAAAAUAAUUAUUUCCGUAAUAACAAUUUAAACAAUUUAUUUAACUGAAACAAUAACACUAUGGCAUAUGUAUCCAUGUCUGUUAACUGAUGUGGUUAAAUGAUUUUUUUUAUAUAAAAAAACUUAGACUGAAUUUUAGCACACAUGAAAAACUUAAAACAAAUCCUUAUUUCCUGAUGAAUAGCAUUUGGACUAUAAUGUGCAAGACAUUUGGACAUUUAAGUGCAAGAUGGAAAGAGGGGGGUGGAUAGGUGUGCUACGAGAGUGUAGUUAAAAGCAUUGCCACAUUGGAAACGAAACUUACGCCCUACCUAAAUCUCAUUUUCCAAAAUUUGAGCUGACUCACCUCCACAUAUAUAAGAAGGGAGCUUUCGGGGCACGUGCCCUCACGUUUUAGCUGGUACACUACAUGAUUUCUUUUUCUUCUGGUCUUGCUUUUGGGCCGGCUGGACUUCUUCCUUGCUGCUAUUUCUGAUAACACUGAUGUUCUUCUCAGGGCACAUGGGACGCAAAGCAGAGGCUGAGCCCUGUGCAGAAGAGGCAAGCCAGCAGAGCGCAAGAGAACGACCGAUGGAGCAGCCGGGUAAUGGUGAGAAAACCUUUGUCCUCUGCAUAGCAACAAAGCUGAUCAAAUGAAUUUUAAUUAAGAAAUGACAAAAAAGGAAAUUAAAUUAAAUUGAAUUAAAAGGGCUUGUAUUGGGAACGUUACUCCAGUUCUUAGUAUCCGAAACUGUCUAUUCCUUUUCAGCCAGGGUUUCUUGUGUAAGAAAGGGGUGGGGCAUCUCUGUCCCACUGGUCGAAUGUGAUCGUCCAGACCCAUCCCUUCUCUCUCUCUGGCCCUUGGGACCCCAGGCCACGUGUUUAGGAAAGUUUGUAGUGACUGAUGUUUUAAUGUAUUUUUAAUCCUUUCUUGGAAAUCACCCAGAAUGGCUGGGGAAACCCAGCCAGAUGGGUGGGGGGUAUAAAUAUUAUUAUUAUUAUUAUUCCCUGCCCUAUACCCUCCCCAAUGCUUCUGCCCAGGCGACAGCAGUGGAUGGCAAGGUGGGUCUGCCAUGUUCACCUGACCUUUGGUCAGUUGCGUUGCUACUUACCAGGAGGGAGAGAGCGGAGGAUGGAGGUGAGGCUGGCAAAGUGCAAACUUGGCCGCAGAAACCCUGGAUUGGCUUGGCUGUUUCGCUUGCAACAUUCCCACCUCACCAACACCUCUCCUCUCUCCUUCCCUCUACCUCCUGGUAAGCAGUAGCAACAUGACCGAUCAGAGGUCAGGUGAGCUUUCAUGCGGCUAGAACAUGGGUAGGCAAACUAAGGCCCGGGAGCCGGAUCCGGCCCAAUCGCCUUCUAAAUCCAGCCUGUGGAUGGUUUGGGAAUCAGUGUGUUCUUACAUGAGUAGAAUGUGUCCUUUUAUUUAAAAUGCAUCUCUGGGUUAUUUGUGGGGCAUAGGAAUUCGUUCACACCCCCCCAAUAGUCCGGCCCCCCACAAGGUCUGAGGGUCAGUUGACUGGUCCCCUUCUGAAAAGGUUUGCUGACCCCUGGGCUAGAAAAAUAAGAGCCACAGACACUGUCCUGCUCAUUUUAUUGCUGCCCCCGCUCCCCAGUUUUCUCUCUGGCCCUCCCCACCACUUGCAUGUGGCCCCUGGGAAGCUGGCCACGGGGCAGAGCUGACGUUUGACGGCUACUUUGCUGCCAACGGAGCCUGGUGUGUCAGAAGGUGGCAGCCGCCUUUGGAGUAUGAAAUAUUUUUAGUACAAGGUGAAGCCAGUCUAUGCCGUCCGCCAUGUGUUACCCUGAGUCUAUUGCCAUGUGAAUUGAUUGACUUUUAUUGAUUUUAAAAUAAAGCUUUUUAUUGAUUUUCACAGUGCAACAGACAACAAUUUGAUUGAUAGCAUUUUUUAUCCUGCUCUUCAGCCGGGGGGUGGGGAGAGGGGAGAGAGACUUCCUAGAGUGGCUUACAAAUAUUAGUGAUGAUAAGGCAUUUUGUGGUAUAUCGGGCUCCUUUCUGAAUCAUGUUUUUCUGUCUUUCAUGAUCGUCAGGUUUUGCGUCCCAUGGGCUUGUUGUGGGAGCUGUGGUGCUUUUGGCUGCUGUUUGCAUAGGUGUCUCUGGCUACUUAACUUCUCACCCCCUGAAUGUGCCCAAAAACCCAGUUGUGGAGGCCUUCCUGUCAAGAUUUGAACCUCUGAAGGAGAGCUUCCCAGGUCAGAGACCUUACCUGUGGGUCCGGGUCCGGAAAGUCCUACAGAAACACCUCAAUGCUUCCUGCCACACGAAGCCAGCUAUCUUACUCCUUGCCUCUGCUCAGGAAGGCAAAGCAACUUUGAAGUGCCUCAGCUCCCAGAUUGCAGAUAUCUACUCCUCAUCCCUGGGCGGCAGCACGGUCCAGGUGGAUGGAGCCUCGAAAUCCACUCUCAGCAGCGAUAGGGCCAAGCUGGCUGUCGACGAGGAGCUCACCUCUGGCUUCCACAGAGGGGGGAGGGCAGCCGUGGUGCAUCAGUUUGAGUCUCUGCCUGCGGCUUCCACCUUGAUCUUUUACAAGUACUGCGACCACGAGAGCGCAGCUUUCAGAGACGUGGCGCUGAUUUUGACAGUCUUGCUGGAGGAUGAGAACCUGGAGCCUAAUGUUGGCCUGCAGACUGUGGAGGAAAACGUGCGGGACUUCCUCUGGGCCAAGUUCACAAACUCAGACAUGCCCACAUCCUACAACCACAUGGACACGGACAAACUGAGUGGAUUGUGGAGCCGCAUAUCUCACCUGGUCCUCCCAGUCUACCCAGUACAAGCCAUAGACGAUGCUGGUUGCCCUUUGCAAGCCAGAGCCCAGGGCUGAACAAGGCGGGUUUCAGAGGAAAGCCAAAAAGCUCUGAAGGAUUUGCACCAAUCAUGGAAACUUGUUUUCCCCCUACAUGACUGUGUGAGCCAAGCAAGGGUCUAGAAGCAUUAACGAGGAGCUGGCUGAUUUUAUAUCAAUAAUGCAUUUUGAUGUUGGUAUUGAUUGACAAAAUGAGAAGUAUAUUAACUGUGCUACUUCUGUAGCCGUUGCAGCAUUUGUGAUGCAAUCCAAGGACAAUUUAAAAAAAAUACUAAUGGAGAGGUGGGUGGUAUUUAUCUCUUGCACGUUGCACAUCCAGAAUGCUUUUUGCCACUGGAGGAAAACAGAAUGAAUUCAGAGACCCAGGAAAUUGCCCUUAGCAAACUCUGCCCUUCUUAAAAGUUAGCUUUGAUAUAGCAGUGUGCCUAAGCUUUCCGUUAUAUGGAUUAAAUCCUCAUGUGCAGGGGGGGGGCGGGGAAUACACCCUGUAAUGUGUACCUGAAAUCUGGAAGGCCCUGGUUAGCAGCUUCUAUUAACUUUUCACAAGCAAAGAAAUAGGAAUAAAUCCUACAUCUGUGACCAGGGAAGGCUGUCUUUCCCUGCAAUAUAUAUCGGCACAGGAUCAUUCUGUGUGUCUUCUUUGAUGCUGGCACUGAAUCAAAAGCAUAGAAAGAAUACUAUAAAUACAUAGAAGUAGCAAACAUGCUGCUUGAGCCGGCCUCAGUAUGGUUCACGUCUGUUGUACUGAUAGGGGGGAGACCAGUCCAGGUUAAACUCAGGGUACGGGGGUUCACACAGUUGAAUGCAAUAAAUCGGGAAACUCCAGAAGAAUGAUGCAACCUUACACUUGGGUGUGCCUUAGCCAGUUGCACAAAUUUCUUUCUUAGGUAGUGAGAUGAGUGGAAAAGCAAGUCAUGUUUGUAAGAACCGGAGAGCAUGGGUAGCUAGGGAGGGAAAUGUUGUUGUUUUUUCAAUUUAACUGUUGAUAACCUAGCAGUGAUCAAGUCCCCAGACAGUAUUGCAAGGCAGGUGUGUGACGCGGAAACCACAGGAGGCAGAUAAAUGCAGUUGUCAUUUCCCCAUGUGAAACUGCAUAGCAUUUCCAUUGAAUAAUACAUUCUUUAGAGACAAAGCUAGUCUGGAUGGAGGAGGUAAAUGUAGGAAGCAGAAAAGGUAAGUGGAGUCACGAGCGGGAGAGGGAAAUUAUCAGAAGAAUUAAUUUCUUUCUUUUUUUUAAGGACUAUGUCUUUGUAUAGGAGAAUCUCUCAGGAAGGCAAAUCUGUCUGUUCCAAAGUAACAGAGAACAAACUUCAUGCCAAAAGAAGUGUCUCCUUUUUUUUAAUCCUAAUGGAUAUUUGCUGGUGAUUUGGUAGAAUCCUGAGAGCCAGUGUGGUGUAGUGGUUAAGAGCGAUAGACUCGUAAUCUGGUGAACUGGGUUCGAUUCCCUGCUCCUCCACAUGCAGCUGCUGGGUGACCUUGGGCUAGUCACACUUCUCUGAAGUCUCUCAGCCCCACUAACCUCACAGAGUGUUUGUUGUGGGGGAGGAAGGGAAAGGAGAUUGUUGGCCGCUUUGAGACUCCUUAGGGUAGUGAUAAAGCGGGGUAUCAAAUCCAAACUCCCCCUCCUCCUCCUCCUCCAGUAUCCAAUACACUUGUUCCUCGAGCUCAAGAAUUCCUGGUUGCACAGUGGAACUCUCCCAUUCUCUCCCUGGUGUGCCCUGCCCCCUCCCAAAAUCUGCUCUGGAGGGUGGGUGGGGGACCCCUGAACAGAUUCAGGGGGUGCAUGAGGAGAGGGAAGAGAAGUUCUGUCAAACAGCCCAAAGUCCUUGUGCUGAUGGAACUAGUUCAUUGAAUACCACCUGCUAUAGUUACAUGGCAGGUGCCAGCUGGUUCCGUAGCUUGAGUUCCAUCAGCACCCACCAUUCAAUCAUAUUCCACCCCUGUAUUAACUGCUACAUUAAUUGUUUCACAUCUGCACCAUUUGCACUUGCAGUGCCACCUUACGUAUGUCUACUCAGAAGCAAAUCCCAGUAUAUUCAGUGGAGCUUAUUUCCAGGAAAGGACGCAUAAGAUAGAAAACUUUCUUUCCUUCUGUUACCUGGCUUUGUCUCUUGGGAAACAAAGGGCAGUAUUAGGCAUACCCAGAGUAACCCAUGGGAAUUACUGAACACGACUAACUUAAGUUCAUUAAUUUCAGCGAGUGUAACUUGGUUGGAUACAACCCGACGAUUGUCUCCACGCUUGCAGUAGAAAGGAAAACCAUCACAAAUCAUUACGACUGCGCAUGCUGCUUUCUUUAAAGGUUCAUAUAGCUUGAAUCCAGCUGUUUUGUGUCUCCAAUCAGAAGGCAAGUUUUGUGUCUCUCUGUUCAGAAGGCAAGUUCAGGUUCCUGGCUGCCAAGCCAAGAACAACUCGCCUAGAUUAUUUUUGAUUUGAAGUCGAACAUGGAAUUGCAGUCUGAAGGAGCCACACUUGCGAAUAGCAUUGCCAACCUAACAGAAGUUUGAAUUGUAGCAAUGAGCACAUCCAUCUUAUAAAAAACUUUGCCUUCUGAUUUCUGCAAAUCAAGUUGCUGCUAAAGGCACAAAACCAGCUACGUUUUGAUCGGCUAGCAACACUACUGGACAGCAAAUAAAGAAGUGCAAUUAAUUUGUCAUUUUAAGUAACACUGAAAAUCUAGUCAAAUAAAUAUGAGCUAAUAAAGGAUAAGAAUGAAGUGCAUUAAAAAUAUUUUUGAUCUUUGUGUGAAAUAAAAGUCAAAGUGGAAGUUAUCACAUA